This is a messenger RNA of Tachyglossus aculeatus (Australian echidna), 1596 nucleotides long. RefSeq names its product NDRG family member 2 (gene NDRG2). Lineage: Eukaryota; Metazoa; Chordata; Mammalia; Monotremata; Tachyglossidae. Gene Ontology annotation, cellular component: cytoplasm. Gene Ontology annotation, biological process: signal transduction. The record is from RefSeq and is a predicted model, not a curated record. The transcript is spliced from 16 exons. Bases 86 to 1186 code for a protein of 366 amino acids.
CUGGCCCGGCCCGGCCCGCGCCUGUUUUCCAACUUGGAGGCGCCGAGGAGCCGAGCGGGGCCGGCGGGGAGGAGCGGAGGCAGCCAUGGCAGAACUUCAAGAGGUGCAGAUCACUGAAGAGAAGCCACUGCUGCCAGGACAGGCGCCGGCAGCUGCUAAGGAGGCUGAGUUAGCAGCUCGAAUCCUCCUAGAUCAGGGACAGACUCACUCUGUGGAGACCCCCUAUGGCUCUGUUACCUUUACUGUCUAUGGCACCCCGAAGCCCAAGCGUCCAGCAAUCCUCACCUACCAUGAUGUGGGGCUCAACUUCAAGAGCUGUUUCCAGACACUGUUCCAGUUUGAGGACAUGCAAGAAAUCCUGCAAAACUUUGUCCGUGUACACAUCGAUGCACCGGGCAUGGAAGAGGGAGCGGCAGUCUUCCCCCUGGGGUACCAGUAUCCAUCUCUGGACCAGCUGGCUGACAUGAUUCCUUGCAUCCUGCAGUUUUUAAAUUUCUCCACCAUCAUCGGGAUCGGGGUCGGAGCUGGAGCCUAUGUGCUGUCCCGCUAUGCUCUCUCACAUCCCGACACGGUGGAGGGUCUCGUCCUCAUCAACAUCGACCCCAAUGCCAAGGGCUGGAUGGACUGGGCUGCACACAAGCUGACCGGUCUGACGUCCUCCGUCUCGGAGAUGAUCCUCGCACACCUCUUCAGCCAGGAGGAGCUAUCGGGCAGCUCGGAGCUGGUACAGCGCUACCGGGAGGCGAUCGUGCAUGCGCCCAACCUGGACAACAUGGAGCUGUACUGGAACAGCUACAACAAUCGCCGAGACCUGAACUUUGAACGUGGAAGUGACAUCACCCUCAAGUGCCCCGUGAUGCUGGUGGUGGGGGACCAGGCACCCCAUGAAGAUGCUGUGGUGGAGUGUAAUUCAAAACUGGACCCCACCCAGACCUCCUUCCUUAAGAUGGCCGACUCGGGAGGUCAGCCUCAGUUGACCCAGCCAGCCAAGCUGACUGAGGCCUUCAAGUACUUCCUGCAAGGAAUGGGUUACAUGGCCUCGUCCUGUAUGACGCGUCUGUCCCGCUCCCGCACCGCCUCGCUGACCAGCGCAACUUCCAUCGACGGCUCCCGCUCCCGCACGCUGUCCCAGAGCAGCGAGUCCAGCCCCCUCCCCCAGGGACCCACCAUGGAGGUCUCCUGCUGAGCGCCCCUUCCCCCUCCUCCCUUCCAGCACAGGGCUUGGUGGGGAGAGAGCAAGGGGGUGGGGGCGGGCCACCAGGAGACAGUCUCAUACCCUGGGCCUCAGACCUUGACCUUUGAUUGGAUGGAUCCCCAACCCUGACCUCUAACUUGUGACCCCAAAGGAGAAAGCCCCAAGAUCUUUCCCCAAGAUGUUUCCCCCUCGGUUGUGGAGAGUCAGGAGGAGGGGGUCUGCUUGCCCCCUGUAGUAUGCUGAAGCCUCUGAUUCAGGAGGUGCCCUGAUGCCGCCAACCAACAGGGGAAGGGGUGAAGGUACCCCCAGAGCCGAGAGAAGGAGGCUAAUGGCUAUCAGCCUCCAGGGAAAGGGAGAGGGGAGUGAGGUUGCAUUGGUAUGUGUGUGGUUGGGGUGGGGUA